ACCGAAAUACUAACCGCAACGCAAAUCUCUUGUAAUAAUUGUAUCCGUUUAUAAAUUAAAUGACUACUUUAUCAUCAAGUUGUUUUAGUAAUCACGAGCAAAUCGAGGAAACCAACAUAAGCUGUUCCAUUCGAAGCCGGACGCCAGAAAAAUCGUGAUUACUUACUCGACUCGACUAACGGAAAGUUCCAGAAAGCGAAGUACACGCGAAGACAAAGAAAAGAAAAUCGCACUAUUCUUUACUUCCACAUCUCUUCCUUUUCAACAAUAAUUGUAAGUACUUCACUUCUCCUACUCGCAAGUCAUCGAAAUGAGUACGUCAGACUUAAAACCACCUAGGUCCAAGUCGCCUUCUAUAAUUACGCCAACCGACAACGAAUCCACCAAUAUUUUACUUCGCGAUUUAGUUAAAAAACGGGCUAUUGUUAAAGGUAGACUGACACGGUUUUCUUCAUAUAUUUAUGGGUUCGAUCAAAAUAUAGUUUUGUCAGGUCAAACUAAAAUAGAUCUUAAAUUAAGAAUACAAGGCGCAUCAAAUUUGUACACAGAAUUUAACAACCUUCAAACUCAAAUAGAAGAGACAGUCUUAGAGGAGGAUUUAGAAGAGCAGUUACAGCAGCGUGACAACUUUGAAAACAAUUACUAUAGUACUUUAGCCCGUGCUGAAACUCUGCAAGCCAAGGAUGAAGGCAAUACUGCUUGCUCUAAGCGUUGUCAUAGUCAUACUGACUCAAUAAAGUUACCUACUAUCUCAGUACCUACCUUUGAUGGUUCAUGUGGUCAUUGGUUGGAGUUUAGAGAUACCUUUCAAUCGCUAGUGCAUGACUCAACUCAAAUAACUAAUAUACAAAAAUUUCAUUAUCUAAAAUCAUCUUUGAAGGGAAGCGCUGCACUGGUUAUAGACUCAGUUGAGUUCUCGGCUAACAACUACUCGGUAGCAUGGGAGUUAUUGUUAAAUAGAUUUAAUAAUAAUAAAUUACUGGUGCACAGUCACAUUAAGGCAUUAUUUACAUAUCAGACAAUAAAUAGGGAGGCACCAGAUUUAUUAAGGAAUCUUAUUGAUAAUUAUUUAAAGAACCUUCGCUCUUUAAAAAUGUUAGGCGAACCCGUUGAUAGUUGGGAUUCGAUUCUGAUUUACAUCAUAGUUUCUAAACUUGAUAAAACCACAGAACGGGCCUGGGAACAAUAUAGAAACACAAAUUUAAAUAAAUCUGAAGAUUCCUCUUGUCGUCUGAAAGUUGAUAUUUUGCUAACAUUCCUUAAGGAUAGGGCUGACAUGUUAGACACAUUGCAGGCAAAUGUAACUAAGACACAUGAUUUUAAAAAGCAGAAUUCACACACAAAUUCAAAAGUUCACUGCAAUAUUUCUAGCACUAAGAGUAAGGCGCAGGUCACACAGCGGUCUUGUUUCCUUUGCAAGUCAAAUCAUUUUCUAUAUUCAUGUAAUACAUUUUUAGGAUUAGAUUUGAAUGCAAGGUUGAAAUUCAUCCGUGAUAACAAGCUGUGUGAAAAUUGCUUACGGCCUGGUGGGCACACAGCCAGUGAGUGUAGAGCGGGGGCCUGUAGGAAGUGUGAUGAGAAACAUAAUUCUUUACUUUGUACUAAACCUAAAGAAUCAAAUGGUAAUGUACUAUUGCAAACAAUGCCAAAUAAUAGCCAAAACCCCUUGGUGAUGGUUUCAUCUCUCGCUUCAGCCACCACAUCUCAGUCUUUUAGUAGCCAAGAGCCCGCACACACAGAUAUUUUAUGUGCUCAAUACCCCUGUGUACAAAGAGUUUUGUUGUCAACCGCUUUAGUGGAGGUUCGUGAUAAAUUUAAUAAUUACAAGUUAGCCCGUACACUAUUAGACUCCGGCAGUGAACGUUGCUUAAUUAAACAAUCAUUUUGUGAUAUUCUAAACCUACCAGUAAUACAGUCCACUCAAGAAAUUCGUGGAGUUGGAAAUUCAGUCACACAGGCUACGCUAACCUGUGAGAUUGAAAUUAAAUCACGCAUCAGCUCCUAUACUACACACUUACAAUGUAUUGUUCUACCUAACAUUACAUCUACAUUGCCUGCGAUACCUAAGCAGCAAGCACUUUUUAGAAUUCCUAGCAACUUGCAGUUAGCCGAUCCGGACUUUUAUGAAAGUCAAAGUAUUGAUAUACUGAUAGGUGCUGAUAAGUUCUGGGACUUACUUAGCCAAGGUAAAAUGCGUUUACCUACUGGUCCAUAUUUACAAAACACGCGAUUAGGCUGGAUUAUUUCGGGCCCUGUACAUAUGAAUACGCGCAGUACAGGCCACAUCCAGUGUAAUUUCUCACAAGCAAUUAACGAUCAGUUACGUUUGUUUUGGGAGCUAGAGGAACUACCUAAGCCAUGUGAUACGCGCACAGAGGAGGAAAAGGCGUGCGAAGACCAUUUCGUUAAAACUACUACGCGCAAUAGUGACGGAAGGUUUUGCGUUAAUAUUCCCCUUAAACUAUCACCGCAUGAGUUAGGAGAGACGCAUCCUCAAGCCAUUAACAGAUUUUUGUCUUUAGAAAGGCGUUUACAACGCGUGCCUGAAUACAAAAAAUUAUAUAGCGACUUCAUUCACGAAUAUGAAUCCCUAGGUCAUAUGACCCGAAUAGGCCAUAAUUAUGGAACACCGCAUUGUUUCCUGCCACACCAUGGGGUCUUCAGGGAACAUAGCACAACCACAAAAUUACGCGUAGUUUUCGACGCAAGCUUUCCCUCAUCGAACUCGGUGUCAUUUAAUAAUCUCCAGCGCGUCGGACCACCAAUUCAAGGCGAUCUUUUAGCCAUCUUACUGCGUUUACGGCAACACCGAUACGUAGCCUGUGCAGAUGUAGAAAAAAUGUAUCGCCAAAUACUGGUGUCGGAAGAUCAGCGUGAUUUACAGCUGAUAAUUUGGCGUGACAAACCGGAAGAUCCGCUUGAUAUUUUUAAACUUAACACCGUCGUGUAUGGCACUGCAUCUGCACCGUUCCUCGCAGUUAGGUGUCUAAAAGAAUUAGGAUUUAAUUGUCCUGACCCUGAGGUAAAAAGAGUCAUCUUAGAAGACUUCUUCGUGGAUGACAUGAUAACAGGCUUAAAUGAUAAAGAUAAAUUAGUAAAUUUAUGCGAAGAUAUCUACAAGGUCUUGAAGUCAGGAUGCUUUCCAUUACGAAAAUGGAUAUUCAAUUUUGAUUAUGAUAAUUCCAAUUCUAAUGGCAUUAAAGAAUUUGCAGAUGGAAAAGGGGAAUGCAAGACCCUGGGGAUAGGUUGGAACAAUGCUACUGACCAAUUUAAUUACAAUACGAAAUUCAAAAAUGAUAUUAAGGUAUCUAAACGUACAAUAUUAUCACACGUAUCUCAGAUAUUCGAUCCAUUGGGUUUACUUAGUCCUGCCAUAAUAUUAGCUAAGGUACUGCUUCAAAAUUUAUGGUUGUUGAAAACUGACUGGGACGACUCGUUACCCGAUGAUAUUAUCAAAUCGUGGAAUAGUUUCACCGCGAGUUUAUCAGCGCUUCAUAACAUUACCGUUCCGCGACACGUUUUCGGGAUUGAACCAGUGUCCAUCGAAUUACACAUUUUCACAGACGCCUCACAGGUAGCCUAUGGCGCAUGUGUAUACGUACGCACCGUAAAUAAAGAUAACACAGUAUGCAAUAGAUUAUUAUGCGCAAAGGCAAAGGUUGCACCCGUAAAGCCGCUAACAAUACCUAGACUCGAAUUGAGCGGAGCCGUCAUUGGUGCGCGAUUGUAUAAAAAAGUAAGUGAAUCACUUCACUGUAAAUUUAAUAACGUUGUAUUCUGGACAGACUCUACCAUUGUGUUGGGAUGGUUGCGAAUGGCUCCUAGUGCCUUGAAAACCUUUGUCCAGAAUCGUGUAGUAGAAAUUCUCGAAUUAACGGGUGAACUCCCGUGGAGGCAUAUAAGUGGCAAGGAUAACCCAGCCGAUUUAGCAUCACGCGGCGUUCUUCUAAACGAUCUCGCCACUUGUAAGCUUUGGUGGGAGGGACCUCAAUUCCUUCAGGAUCUCACUUUCGAUAUCAUUAGUAAUACUGUUCAAUCAGACACAUCUUCAUAUGAAGAACUGCCUGAGAUAAAACCCAGUUUAAUAUUAAUUUGCACUGAAGAAACUCAGUUGUUUCCAUUUUCUCAUUUUUCUCAGUUCAACCGACUAAAACGCACCUUUGCAUACGUCCUUCGCUUUAUUCAUAAUGCGCGCAAUUAUUCAAUCAACCGACGGACUGGUAUGCUUAAUGUGGAUGAACUGAGAAAGGCUGAACUCGGUCUCGCAAAACUAUCUCAAUUAGAGUCAUAUAGGGAUGAAUAUAACUUAAUAAAUAGAAAAACUACAAAGUCUUUAAAAUCUGCACUGUUAAAAUUGAAUUUAUUUAUUGAUAAGGAACAUGACCUUAUACGUGUAGGUGGUCGUAUUAUGAACUCAACCCAAUUCGAUUAUAACAAAAUUCAUCCCAUACUUCUCAGUUCAAAACAUCAUUUUACUGUUCUUUUAAUGCGCUAUGAGCAUAAGCGUUUAUUUCACGCAGCACCCCAAGCGUUACUAUACGAAGUGCGCCAACAGUGGUGGCCGAUAGGCGGUAGAAAUUUAGCACGUCAGGUUGUUCAUGAGUGUGUCUUGUGCAAGCGAUUGAAGGGUAACACUUUACAUCCACUUAUGGGUAACUUACCGAAAGAGCGAAUAACUCCAACUUACCCCUUCCUCUAUUGCGGUGUCGACUACGCUGGGCCAAUAAUGACACUGAAUCGCAAAGGUAGAGGCGCUAGAACUGUAAAGUCGUAUAUUUGUUUAUUUGUGUGUUUCGUAACUCGCGCGGUACACUUAGAGCUUGUCAGCGACUUAACGUCUGAAUCUUAUAUCCUAGCCCUAAAGCGCUUUAUAGGACGUAGAUCAAAACCCGCAGAAAUCCUCUCAGAUAACGGAAAAUGCUUUAUUGGUGCUAAGAACGAGCUCGGUAGGUUUUUAACAAGAUGCGCCGAUGACAUCUCGGAAUAUGCAACUAGGCAAAACAUUAACUUCAAAUUUAUACCGGCGUACAGUCCUCAUUUCGGUGGCUUGUGGGAGGCUGGAGUCAAAUCCACAAAAUACCACCUCACUCGCGUAGUAGGAAACGCGCAUCUUACCUUCGAAGAACUUACUACAGUUCUUACGCAAAUUGAAUCAAUUCUCAAUUCACGUCCCCUAUCACCUAUGUCUUCUGAUCCCCAAGAUUUCCUACCACUCAGUCCAGCCCACUUCCUCGUAGGAAGAUCAUUGACUGCACCAGUGUACGAAGACAUGCGACACAAUACCAGCACUUACAUCAGUCGUUAUCAACGGGUGGAACAGAUGCGACAUCACUUCUGGGAGAGAUGGUCAAAGGAGUACAUAUCGGAGCUUCAGACUAGAUGUAAAUGGAUGAACGGCGUCGACACGUUGCAGCCAGGCAUGAUGGUUGUCAUUAAAGACGAUAAUCUGCCUCCAUUGAAAUGGAACCUCGGACGCAUCGACGGAGUUGUUCCAGGCAAAGAUGGCAUCUCACGGGUGGCAGAUAUUCGCACGGCAACGGGCAUAGUGAGGCGCUCAUUCGCUAAGAUCUGCCCACUGUUCAAAGAAGAAGAACUUAGGAACCUGACGAUUCCAAGGCCGGGGGCAUGUUAAAGAAACAAAACAGCAAGAACCCAAACAAAAAAAAAAAAAGAGGAUUGACUUUGACAGUUGUCUGUGGACGUCGACUUACUCUAUUGGAAUCUAUCACGAAAUGACGAAAGUCGAAACACCGAAA
This is a messenger RNA of Bicyclus anynana (squinting bush brown), 5756 nucleotides long. RefSeq lists its product as uncharacterized. Lineage: Eukaryota; Metazoa; Arthropoda; Insecta; Lepidoptera; Nymphalidae. The transcript has a single exon. The coding region runs from base 311 to 5632 and encodes 1773 amino acids. Gene Ontology annotation, molecular function: nucleic acid binding. The record is from RefSeq and is a predicted model, not a curated record. Gene Ontology annotation, biological process: DNA integration.